AUGGGAACGAAAAUUCCUCACUAUGGGGCCAAAAUACUCAAUAAGACCAAUACAUCUAAUAUCUCAACAAUUGACAAGUUAGACAAAGAUAGAGAUAAUACUCCUAACCGUCUCACCUCUGAUGAAAAAAUAUUUAGCAAUCAAGUUGCUACUCUUGCGAAUGAAGUGGUGAAGUUUAUUAAGGCCCCAGAUGGUACAAAACUGAAGAUAUUUUCUAAUUCAUCACAAGCAUGGUAUACUGGAGAUAUAAACCCAGUAACGGGCGUGAGGUCCAAGUUAACCUCUCUAUACCUUGCCAGAUAA
Messenger RNA from Funneliformis caledonium, 303 nucleotides. The record is from the annotation of a GenBank genome assembly. NCBI's taxonomy places the organism in Eukaryota, Fungi, Glomeromycota, Glomeromycetes, Glomerales, Glomeraceae.